This is a messenger RNA of Verticillium alfalfae VaMs.102, 1137 nucleotides long. RefSeq lists its product as hypothetical. Gene Ontology annotation, cellular component: periplasmic space. NCBI's taxonomy places the organism in Eukaryota, Fungi, Ascomycota, Sordariomycetes, Glomerellales, Plectosphaerellaceae. Bases 1 to 1137 code for a protein of 378 amino acids. The transcript has a single exon. Gene Ontology annotation, molecular function: lyase activity. The record is from RefSeq and is a predicted model, not a curated record.
AUGCCCAGGGGCGGCAAGACGGGUCUCGGACAGUUCAAGCACCCGGGUCUUUGGCACUCGCACGACGACCUCGAGCUCAUGCGCACCAAGGUCGGCGAGAAGAAGGAGCCAUGGAUAAGCGGCUUCAACGCGCUCCAGGCCGACUCGUACUCGUCGGUCGACUACAGGAUGCAGGGGCCCAAGGAGGUGCUGUCGCGGGGGCGGCCGAGCAACUACACGACCUUCACGGCCGACACGCGCGCAGCGUACCAACACGCCAUCUUGUGGUACAUCACGCGUGACGACGCGCAUUUCAAGGUCGCCACGAGCAUCAUUGACGCGUGGGGCACCAACCUGACCAACAUCAUCGGCAUCGACACGAGCCUGCUCGUCGGUAUCGAGGGCGACAUUCUCGUCAACGCCGCCGAGAUCCUGCGCUGGGAGGGCAACUGGACCGAGGCCGGCGCCAAGUGGCAGGGCGGCACGGGCUUCUCGAACCAGCUCUACUGGCUCUUUGCCCGCCAGUCGAUCAUCAUCGGCCACGCCAACUACGGCAUGGCCUCGAUCAAGGCGCUGCUCAACUUUGCCGUCUACCUCGACGAUGUGAACCUGUUCAACUACGCGCUCAACGCCUACCUCAACGACCUCUGCGCCGGGCUGCCCGGAAACUUCAACCGCAGGACGGGCCAGUCGUCCGAGGCGGGCCGCGACCAGUCGCACGUCCAGUCUGGCCUCGGCUGGGCGGCGCUCGCGGCCGAGACGCUCGAGACGCAAGGGAUUGACGCGUGGAGCGAGCUCGACAGCGUGCUGCUCACGGCGUCCGAGUACACGGCCAAGUACAACCUCAACGAGACGGUGGAGUACGAUGCCCAGUUUUCGCGCUGCCUCGCCGUUCUCGUUGAUGGGCCGUGGGACGCGAUUUCAGAGCAGAAGCGUGGCAUCAGCCCUGACCUGCCGGGCGUGUGGGACCUCAUCUACUACAAGUACGUGGUGCAGAAAGGGAAGAAGGCACCAUGGACGGCCAAGGCCAAGGCGUUUUACGACGCGCAGGGUGGGCAGACGUCUGGCGGGUAUACUGUCAUGGGCUGGGGCGACCUGAUCUGGGCGAAGGAGGGCAGGAAAAAGCGGUUCUGGGAGAGGGACAGCUGGAGGAUGUAA